AAAAAAAAGUUCAAUCGAAUUGUAGCUCCAUACAGUUAGUUCAUCUUUCGUGCUCAUUUUUCAGCGCCAAAUAAUUAUGGCUCGUAACGAUGUUGGUUAAUGAAACGGCGUUCUUUGACUCAUCGGGCUGAUGAACCGGAAUGACUCCCAGAGGUCAAAGUUGACAUCACGUGUUGACACUUUGCUCACAUGCUGCUUCAGAUCACCCAUCCAUCCAUUUUCUGAGCUGCUUCUCCUCACGCGGCUUGCGGGCGUGCUGCAGCACACAUAAACAAACAACCGUUCGCACGCACAUUCACGCCUACGGGCAAUUUAAAGUUGUCAAUUAACCUCGCAUGCAUGUUUUUGGGAUGCGGGAGGAAAGCGGAGUGCUCGGAGAAAAGCCACGCAGGAACGGGGAGAACACGCAAACUCCACACAGGCGGGGCCGGGGAUCGAACCCCGGUCCUCACAACUGUGAGGCAGACGCUCUAAUCAUUUCAAGAGGGGGUGUAUGAAUGCGGCCGCACAAGUGUGCACGCCCUCGUAGAACUGUUCGUCGGCACACAGCGGCCACCGUUGCGAGUGCCUCUGGUGAACCCCAAAUCAAGUUCAGCUGUUCGAGUCGGCUUCAACAAUAUUGAUUGGAAGAAGCAAGUCAUUCAUAUAAUAUGGCCCAUUUAGACAUGGCGCUCCGUUGGUUCUUGUUGGUGCUCAUCGGCUCAUCCUCGGCUGACGACGAGUUCUACACUUCCAUCGGUCACAUGACGGAGCUGCUGUACACGGAGCAGGACCUGGUGGCCUCGCUGGAGGAUUACAUCCGAGCUGAGGAGAACAAACUGGAGCACAUCAAAAGGUGGGCUCAGAAGCUGGCCGACCUCUCGGCGUUUGCCCUCGAGGACCCCGAAGGAUUCCUGGGCCAUCCCGUGAACGCCUUUAAACUUCUGAACCGGAUCGACAGAAAGUGGAGAGAGCUGGAGAGCCUGGUGCUCACCGACGUCUCUCACGGUUUGGUCUCCGACAUCGCCGUCGGGAGGCUGCGCUUCCCCGACGAGGGGGACCGGACGGGCGUGGCCGUGGCCCUCCUGAGGCUGCAGGACACGUACGAGCUGGACACCGACAGCCUCGCCAAAGGGGAUCUGCCAGGAACCUCUCGGCUCCGCGGCGGCCUGACGGCGGACGACUGCUACGACCUGGGCAUGGUGGCGUACAAGGCCGACGACUUCUACCACACAGAGCUGUGGAUGUCUCAGGCUCUCCGGCAGCUGGAGCAGGGCGAGACGCCCGCGACCGUUGACGCCGUCACCCUCCUGGACUACCGCAGCUACUCCCUCUACAAGCAAGGAGAUCUGGAGAGAGCCAAGGAGUCCGCCGAGCGGCUGCUGGAGAUCGAUCCGGUAAAUGAGCGAGCCAACGCCAACCUCAAGUACUUUGAGUACCAACUGGCGAAAGAGAAGACGGGCGAGGCCACGCCGGAGACGUUCACGAGGGGUCGAGCUAGCUACAACGGCGCGUACGAGCGGCUGUGUCGCGGCGACAGCGUCGAGUUGACGCCGCGCAGACGGAGCCGCCUCUUCUGCCGUUACCAUGACAACCGGGGCCAUCCCAACCUCCUGAUCGGUCCCGCGAAAGAGGAAGACGUGUGGGACCGCCCGCGCAUCGUUCGCUACCACGACGUGGCGUCGGACGACGACAUGGAAAUAAUCAAAGAGUUGGCCAAACCCAAACUCACUCGCUCCAAAGUGAAAGACGGCAGGACGAACGAAGGUUUGGCAGUUCCUACCAGAAUCUCCCAGAACGCCUGGCUGGCCGACAACCAGUACGCGGAGGUGGACAGAACGGUCAGGAGAAUGGGGGACAUCACGGGCCUGGACACGUCCACGGCCGAGGAGCUGCAGGUGGUCAACUACGGCGUCGGAGGACAGUACGAACCGCAUUUCGACUUCCAAGGGGACGAGGUUCCUGAACCGUACGCAGAUUUGGGCACAGGAAACCGAAUCGCCACCUGGCUCGUUUACAUAAGCGACGUGCAGGCAGGGGGCGCCACCGUCUUCCCUGAAGUGGGCGCCGUUGUCUGGCCCAUCAAGGGAUCGGCAGUCUUCUGGUACAAUCUUCGGCUCAACGGAAAGGGAGACUAUCAAACCCGACACGCCGCCUGUCCUGUCCUGGUGGGGAGCAAGUGGGUGUCCAACAAGUGGCUGCACGAGCGAGGUCAGGAGUUCAGGAGACGCUGCGGUCUGCGAAGUUCCGAUUGAGCACGGGUCAAUUACACCAAGGGAAUCUUUUUGCACUCAAUUCCAUUUGAUGUUUUGUAUAGCUGCUACCAUGACAACCGUCACCUUUUUUGAGAAAGCAUUGUGUGAAAUUAAAGUGGGGCAAAAUCAAGAAGCUGCGAUGUGACCACGCUCUGCUUCUUUGUUUUAAGCAGAAUAAUUGAUUAACAGAAUAUUUUUAGAGGAACUUCCUGUUGGCUGCUUGAAGAAUUAAAAGUUGUUUUGUUACGCUCA
Messenger RNA from Phyllopteryx taeniolatus (common seadragon), 2486 nucleotides. RefSeq names its product prolyl 4-hydroxylase subunit alpha-1-like. Gene Ontology annotation, biological process: peptidyl-proline hydroxylation to 4-hydroxy-L-proline. The coding region runs from base 651 to 2234 and encodes 527 amino acids. The transcript is spliced from 14 exons. Lineage: Eukaryota; Metazoa; Chordata; Actinopteri; Syngnathiformes; Syngnathidae. Gene Ontology annotation, molecular function: protein binding; L-ascorbic acid binding; iron ion binding. Gene Ontology annotation, cellular component: endoplasmic reticulum. The record is from RefSeq and is a predicted model, not a curated record.